CGAAACAACCAUCGGCGAUCGUCUGGAGCUGUUGAAAUAAUCGUUCUCUCGGCUGGACGCAAAUUCUUUCAAAGCGUCACCGCUAGCAGAUAUUGAUUUUUGAGGAGCAAUUAGUCCUUCGCGAGAGUGGUGAGAUACGACAUCUUCGAACCACGAUGCUCAGCAGAGCGCCGCGGCGCAUAGGCGCCUUCCCACCACGAUUACCUCUUCAAUACCGACAAUCCACGACUCGAUCAUUCCUGACCAACAGUCGACCUGGUGCUGGAAUCAAAGACGGCCGGCCGCAUGUCUCGCAGACACUGAACAGAUACCCGCAGUCUCAGAAUCGAUCUCUCAGCUUCGCGCAGCGCAUGAAGCUCGGCUUCCGGGAGGCUUCGAAAGGAAUAUGGCGCAAGAAUCCGAUCCUUCUCCCAUUCGCCCUGCUAUCAGUGGCUGGAGCGACUGCUUUCUUCGCAUAUGUCACCUACAUUCGGCUCACGCGCAUUGAACCAGUGUUCCACAAGUUCCCGCCGGAAGUGGCUGAUGCCCUACGGACCGCGAUCUACUAUACGGAGAUUGAUAUGGACCCUCAGAGGGCGCUGGAUUCAUACAAAUUGGCCCUCAGGACAGCAUUAGCGCAUGGGAUGCACCCGUACUCAGACGAGGUGCUGGGUAUUAGACUUCAGGUCGCUCUUAUGCUGGAAAAGGCCGGGCUGAUUAAACAAGCGACUCAAGUUCUGGAGCGGACAAAGGCGGAAAGUUUGAAAUGGGUUGACGAGGGACGGAAGAACAAAGCCAUUGCCGACAAGGAACUUGCAGGGAAGACGGAAACCAUUGAGAUCAAUGAUCCUGAAGUGCUUGAAGAACAGCAGAAACAGAGAGAUCUGGAGGAGUACGAGGAGCGACAACGGGACAAGACCCUCAAGAAGAUCGUGGGAAUGGGCAUGAAACUCGCCGAGCUAUAUGCCGGUGACUAUAUGCAGGAUGAAAAGAAGGCAGAAGCCGCUCAGAUAGCUGCGGUAGAACUCUGCCUUAAGGAAAUGAAACGCCGCCAGGAUCUUGGUCUUCCCGUUGGAGGCGUGAACGAGGAUAACGACGCCUGGCUGAACCUCUCGGAGAUCGCUACGGCCCUAACCGAACUUGGGACGACAUACAUCAACCAGGAGAAGUACGAGCUCUCCAUCCCGCUGUUCAUGCAAGCGCUGGGCAUGGUCAAGCAAGUCGAUGGUGACGCAACAACCUGUAAACAAGUCGUUCUUUUGAACAAUGUCGCGACUGCAAUGGCCGGACGAGCACAGCAGCCUAUUCGCCCAUCGAAAGAGAACCCCGUGACGCGUGAGCAGCUCAUCGAAUCGGCCAAGAAAUGGGCUCAGAUGGCAAUCGACGUCGCAGCCAAGGUCCAGCCGCCCGUGAGGGACGAGGAUUGUGAUGUCUCCUGCGUCGUGGCUACGUACAACCUGGGCGAGUUGGCGGAGUUGCAGGACAAGCGUGAUCUAGCAGAAAAAUACUACCAGGAUGCAAAAGCAUUGGCAAAGGGAAUAGGGUUCGACGAUGGAAUCGAUAUGGCGGACACAGCUCUGAAGAGGAUUGGAAAGAAAUGAGUUGCUCUGGAACAAUAUAUGUAUGUACAUGUACGAAUAGCUGUGCAGACUUUUCUAUUUUUCUUGUUCAGCUACCCUGGAAAUAGAAUCACGAUUGGUAGCUCAUAUAAUGAUCUCAUCUCUACAUGUAUUUACGAAGCAAAUGCAUGGCUCAAGAAAUUCCUCUUUUUUGUGCAGCACCCCUAACGUGCCCUAUAACCCAAUAUCGUAAAUAGACAAAGUAACGCCGAGGCGAUCGCCCAAGGGCCUAGGAGACGAUG
This is a messenger RNA of Paecilomyces variotii, 1840 nucleotides long. RefSeq names its product TPR domain protein. Gene Ontology annotation, biological process: protein quality control for misfolded or incompletely synthesized proteins. Gene Ontology annotation, cellular component: i-AAA complex. The record is from RefSeq and is a predicted model, not a curated record. The transcript has a single exon. Bases 156 to 1580 code for a protein of 474 amino acids. Gene Ontology annotation, molecular function: misfolded protein binding. NCBI's taxonomy places the organism in Eukaryota, Fungi, Ascomycota, Eurotiomycetes, Eurotiales, Thermoascaceae.